Molecule: messenger RNA, 933 nt
Organism: Gastrolobium bilobum
Lineage: Eukaryota; Viridiplantae; Streptophyta; Magnoliopsida; Fabales; Fabaceae
Exons: 1
Coding region: 1-933 (310 amino acids)
Molecular function (GO): nucleic acid binding; zinc ion binding
Source: RefSeq, a predicted model, not a curated record
AUGACUUGGCGAGAGAUGCUCAUGCAACACAAUGGUGAAACAGAUGACUGGGAAGGAAUGGAUUGGAAUUUGGAAGCAAAUGUUGAUCAAAGUGCACCUGCGGAGGAAGAGGAUGUGAAUUAUGGUGGGAUUAAAAUGUGGACAGAGGAAGAUGGUAGAACUCAUUUUGGUUGUACUAGAAAAGCAAGAACAAGAAUGCUGAAGGUUUGGGAAAAAGCUCUCAUUGUAAAACUACUUGGAAGGAAUACAGGAGUGGCUUUCAUGAAAAAGAAGAUUGAAAUACUAUGGGCUAGAGCUAGAAAGAUUAACAUUACAGAUGUAGGUAAUGGAUUCUAUGUGGUGCAAUUUAGCAACAAAGAUGAUCUUCUUUUUGCUCUAAAUGGUGGUCCUUGGAUUAUUUUAGGCCAUUAUUUAUCACUCCGACGUUGGGAGCCAGCUUUUAGACCAAAUGCUGCAAGUGUGAUGAAGAUUGCAGCUUGGGUGCGAUUACCGGGUAUCCCACUGGAGUAUUAUGAUGAAGCCUUUUUCCGCCGUAUUGGUAACUGGCUAGGUAAAAUGUUGAAGAUCGAUAAGACAACUAAUGAGCAUGUAAGAGGACAGUUUGCUCGAAUUUGCGUGGAACUGGAUCUUGCUCAGCCUUUGAAGGGUGAAUAUGUGUUGGACGGAGCAACUAAACAGAUAGAAUAUGAAGGCUUAGGCCUUAUUUGUUUCCAUUGUGGGCGCUAUGGACAUAGUAAAGAUUGUUGUCCUGAGAUACCAGUUGAAGGAAAGGAUAAUCAGCAAAAUCAAGACGGGAAAAAAGAUGAGGCUGAGUUUCAGAAAAAUGGAUUAGGUCCUUGGAUGGUGGUGCAACGUCAACGUCGAUCAAGAAUUCAAACUCCAAUGGCGGACAACAGGAAGCAGGAACCGGUUCGAAGGGAAUCAAGGGAGUAA